AUGGCUACCUUUGCAAAUACCACCUACAAUGCUGCCAGAUAUGCGUCAAUACGUCCGACAUAUCCGAGACAGCUGUUCGACUCUGUCUUCCACUACCACGAACGUGGACAGAAAGCGCGGUGGGCAAUUGCUGUGGACCUCGGGUGUGGUACCGGUCAAGCCACUGUGGAGCUAACGCAGUUCCAGAGGGUUAUCGGGGUUGAACCUAGCAGCAAGAUGAUAGAGCAGGCUCGGAAGCUCUUAGGUGUCCCGGAUAGCACAAAGCAGCUUGAGUUCAAGCAGUCCCAAGCAGAAGAGCUACCUUUUCUGGAGGAUGCGAGCGUGGACCUCAUUGUGUCAGCUCAAGCGGCUCAUUGGUUCGACUGGAAGAAACUAUGGCCUGAAGCAGCACGGGUCUUACGAACAAAUGGGACUAUUGCUGCUUGGGGAUACUCUGAGUUCCGCCUACCUCUUUAUCCCUCAGCGACGCGUCUCAUCAAUGAGUACUCUCAAGGUGAAGAUCCGGAACGAUCUCUUGGGCCCCACUGGGAGCGUCCAGGACGUACUAUUUUAGAUAAUCACCUGAUAGCUAUACCGGACCCCGAGUCUGUUGUCCACGGAAGAUUUCAGGAUUUCGAACGCAUCUACUUCACUGGUGGCUACUACCCCAAUCUGCCUUCGCCCCGGCCGGUCAUUUUGCGGAAGAAGAUGACGUGGGAGGACUUACUCUCAUAUCUGUACACGUUCAGCUCCUUUCAUACGUACCAAGAUAGGUACCCUGCUGACAAGGAAAAUCCCGAGGGUGAUAUCGCGAUGCGAUUCUGGAACCAUCUGAAAGCGCACACUGCCGAGCGGGAUGGGAGUGCGGUGGCAAAGGACACUGACGAGAUAGAUGUUGAAUGGCCAAUGGCUCUCCUUCUCGCUCGCCGCGUCUAGUACGUAGCACAGAAACAUUGUGUGCAUUUUUAUGUUGGAUAAGCUACACGCUAUUGUUC
This is a messenger RNA of Phanerochaete carnosa HHB-10118-sp, 974 nucleotides long. RefSeq lists its product as uncharacterized. The record is from RefSeq and is a predicted model, not a curated record. Lineage: Eukaryota; Fungi; Basidiomycota; Agaricomycetes; Polyporales; Phanerochaetaceae. The transcript has 5 exons. Gene Ontology annotation, molecular function: S-adenosylmethionine-dependent methyltransferase activity. The coding region runs from base 1 to 915 and encodes 304 amino acids.